AGCCCCCUCAAGCCGUGCAGCAGAGUCCACCCUUGCCUGGGGCUGCCCCUGCGUGUCUAGCCGAUCUUGCCCUGCAGGGCCAGGUCCCGCUGCCACCGCGCCGCGGGGCGGGGGCCGGCCGUGCUCGGGCGCGGGCGCGGGCGGCGACUGCGGCGGGUACCCGCCCCCGGACCUGAGCCGGGCGGGGACGGCCGACCUCGCGGACCUGUUCCUCGGGGACGUGCACGCCUGCGACGCCCUCCGCACGGGGCCCGCCGGGACCCGCCGGGUCGCCGCGGCCGUGGGUGAGGGCCUUGGCGCCACGCCCCCGCCUCGUGGACUCCCGAACCUCGGGGGGCGCAGCCGCUUCUCCGGGCGGGUGGCCACCGUGCAGUGCUUCGAGAGCAACCUGGUGGUGCGGUCGGUGCUCUCGGAGAGUGGCGGUGGGCGGGUCCUGGUGGUGGACGCGGGGGGCUCGCCUCGGGCGGCGCUCUUCGGCGACAACCUGGGCGAGCUGGCGGUGCGCAACGGCUGGGCCGGCGUGCUGCUCCACGGGUUCCUGCGCGAUGCGGCGUGCCUGCGGGGGAUGCCUCUCGGCGUCAAGGCGCUGGGCACCUACCCCGUGAAGACAGGGGGCCCCAGCAAAGGCCACACGAGUACCGCGAGGUCUCGGCCCCCCUCCGUGGACGGCUCCUCUCGCCGACGCGCGAGAAGUGACCCCUCGCUGGAGUGACCUGACCUUUAGUGCGCGGCUUCUGGAGGCUCAAGCCCAGGCACGCAAGGCCACCCAUUCUUCCCCCC
Molecule: messenger RNA, 780 nt
Organism: Prorocentrum cordatum
Lineage: Eukaryota; Dinophyceae; Prorocentrales; Prorocentraceae
Source: the annotation of a GenBank genome assembly